Molecule: messenger RNA, 513 nt
Organism: Penaeus indicus
Lineage: Eukaryota; Metazoa; Arthropoda; Malacostraca; Decapoda; Penaeidae
Product: putative proline-rich protein 21
Exons: 4
Coding region: 1-513 (170 amino acids)
Source: RefSeq, a predicted model, not a curated record
AUGCCCAUGUCCGGUCGCCCAUGUCCAAUUACUCACGCGAUCCUCAUCCCCAGUUACCCAUACCAGGUUACCCAUAUCUACUUUUCCAUACCAGGUUACCUAUGCACGCUUACCCAUACCAGGUUACCCAUGUCUACUUUCCCAUACCAGGUUACCCAUAUCUACUUUCCCAUACCAGGUUACCCAUAUCUACUUUCCCAUACCAGGUUACCCAUAUCUACUUUCCCAUACCAGGUUACCCAUAUCCACUUUCCCAUACCAGGUUACCCAUAUCUACUUUCCCAUACCAGGUUACCUAUGCACGCUUACCCAUACCAGUGUCCAUACCCAGUUACCCUUACCGAGUUACCCAUACAAAGCUACCCAUACAAAGCUACCCAGAUGAUACCCAUACCCAGCCAUAAACACCCAUUUACCCACGGAUACCCAUACCAAGUUACCCAUACCCAGCCACCCACACCCAUUUACCCAUACCAAGUUACCCAUACCCACUUACCCACGCGAUACCCAUAA